AUGAGUACUCGACGGGAUCUCUGCAGGAAUCGCGGAGACAGACGUGAACGGUGCCGAAUCUACAGUUCCUCGGAGGGAUUUCGGGCAGGAUUUGCGGCAGAAUUCGUGGAUCUACCGAGGAUACCAGUGAAGUUGGCCAAGUAUCAGGCUGACACGGUCUUGACUGCGCCAUGUCCUACCAGGGUUUUGUAUCCAAAAACUGGGGGAAACUUGCACUGUUUCACUGCAAUCACUUCCGUUGCAGUGCUUGACGUUCUGGCUCCACCAUAUUCAGAGGUUGCUGGCAGACGUUGUACUUAUUAUCAUGAUUAUCCAUACUCAACUUUCUCAACUGUAAAAGAACUUGAGAUGGAUGAGAGGGAAGAGGACUAUUCUUGGCUUGAGGCUAUAGACGCCCCUGAUGAUCUUUACAUGCGCUCUGGUAAAUAUAGUGGUCCUCCUGUUAAGCAAGAGUUAUCCUUUCCAGGAUUUUGCACCAUAGCUUAGUUCUAAGCCAUCUACAAAGAAGUUUCAAGUGAACUUGAAAACAUCAGAAAGCUCUGAAAGAUGCAAAAGAAUAUUUUGUAAAAGUGAGGGUUUCUUGAAUUGGUUCUCUUGUCUGGUGGUGAUCAUGGUGUUCAUGCUCUAUUUGUUCUGCUGCAUUUGAUUAGUAGUACAUGUGACUGCUGAACAUUUAGUUAUAAUGUAUUUAUUCAGAAAAAUAAAAUGUCCCUUAUUUUUUUUUUUU
This is a messenger RNA of Dendrobium catenatum, 727 nucleotides long. Its product is annotated as plant cysteine oxidase 3-like. Gene Ontology annotation, molecular function: oxidoreductase activity, acting on single donors with incorporation of molecular oxygen, incorporation of two atoms of oxygen. The coding region runs from base 1 to 486 and encodes 161 amino acids. Lineage: Eukaryota; Viridiplantae; Streptophyta; Magnoliopsida; Asparagales; Orchidaceae. The record is from RefSeq and is a predicted model, not a curated record. The transcript is spliced from 4 exons.